Messenger RNA from Coturnix japonica (Japanese quail), 3302 nucleotides. It is a transcript of the gene FGL2, whose product is annotated as fibrinogen like 2. NCBI's taxonomy places the organism in Eukaryota, Metazoa, Chordata, Aves, Galliformes, Phasianidae. The record is from RefSeq and is a predicted model, not a curated record.
GAGAACAGUGCAGGCAGUCUGAUAACUCACAGGCUUCAAGCUGCCCUUAUAAAGUUGUUCCACUUUUGCAUACUUCCUCAUACUGCGAGUUUCUCUGCAAACAUGAAGCAGCUUGUUUACUUAGUCUUGCUUAAGACAGCUCUCCUGGCUUUAACAAAUGUGUUUGCAGUUGUUUUAGAGGAAGAAAAGGAUGCUAAGGAAGAAAAAACAACCGGUACUUGUCCUGUAAAGCUGAAAACUAAUGGGAAUUGUGAUGAAGGAGAGGACUGUCCGUAUCAGAUAAACCUGCCGCCAAUGACCAUCCAGCUACCCAAACAAUUCAGACUGAUUGAGAAGACUCUCAAGGAAGUACAGACCCUUAAAGAAGCAGUAAACAAGCUGAAGAAGUGCUGCCAGGACUGCAAGCUGCAGGCAGAUGACAACCAAGAAAGAGACAGCAGUAAUGAAUUCCUGCCACCUAAUGCAGAAACUCCAGCAGAAAUCCAAGAUAACAGAGUAAAGGAACUGCAAAGCAAAGUGAACAGAAUGGCAACCAGCCUAAAAAAUGCAAAGAACCAGAUUCAGACGCUGCAGGGCCGCUUAGAGAAGAUGAGUCUCGUGAAUAUGAACAAUGUAGAACAUUAUGUAGACAGCAAAGUUGCUAAUUUGACGUUUGUUGUGAACAGUCUUGAUAACAAGUGCUCUUCUCAAUGUCCAGCAAUGCAGCCAAGCCCUGUUAUACAAGUAAUGCAGAGAGACUGUGCAGAUCAUUAUGCAGCAGGCAAAAGGAGUAGUGGUAUCUACCCAAUUACCCCUGACCCCAGAAAUGGCACCUUCCAAGUCUACUGUGACAUGGAAACACAGGGAGGCGGCUGGACGGUGCUGCAACGGCGUCAGGAUGGCAGCACUAACUUCAACAGAACAUGGAAUGACUACAAACAUGGCUUUGGUAACCUCAGCAGGGAGUUUUGGCUGGGGAACGACAAAAUUCACCUCCUGACAAAAAGCCAGGAAAUGCAGCUGAGAAUUGACCUUGAAGAUUUCAAUGGUAUCAAAGAAUAUGCCAAAUACCACUAUUUCUAUGUGGCCAACGAGUACCUGAAGUAUCGUCUCAGCGUUCACGGCUACAGCGGCACAGCAGGAGAUGCUCUCCACUACAGCAAGCAUUACAACCAUGACCAGAAGUUCUUCACAACUCCUGACAAGGACAAUGAUAGGUACGCAUCAGGGAACUGUGGCGCAUUCUACAGCUCUGGCUGGUGGUUCGAUGCGUGCUUGUCUGCCAACCUCAACGGCAAGUACUACCACAAGAAAUACAAAGGCGUUCGCAAUGGAAUUUUCUGGGGCACGUGGCAUGGUAUUUCUGAUGAUACUCCCAGUGGAUACAAGCAAUCCUUUAAAUCAGUAAAAAUCAUGAUCAGACCCAAAAGUUUUGCACCAUAAUUUUAAACCUUUUCUUAACUAGUUUGCAUUGGGUUGCACUCAAGAUCAUACUCAGUAUUAUAUUCAGAAUUCAAAUAUUUAGUCGUAUUUGUCAUAACAUAGUUCUAGACAAAGUAAUGUAUUUCCACAUGCAUUUUUAGAGAUGGUGUUUUCCAUAUAAUGUAUGAAAGAUGACAAUUGAUGCUAAAAAUUAGCAUAGGUUAAGUUGUGGUAUUGUAACAUAAAUAUUCUAAGCAUUGCUUUUGGUGCUUUUACUGUAUGUGAUACAUCUACAAACUGUAUCUGAAUGAACACCUGCAUUUUUACCUGGAUAUAACUCAGAGGUACCCUGAUAACAUACUGAUUUGUUAAACACUUAGUAUGAAACAUUGUAACUCUGAUCUUGCCCUACACUUUCUAUUAUCAUUCCUUCACAACCUCAAAAAUGUGUUUCUAUUAAUUCCUUUAAAUACCUACAAGAAAUACAUUUUGCUUUCCUUUCUGAAUCUUUUAGGUGAGCCAAAUAUUGCAAGAUGACACCUGUAGAGACUCAAGCUCUUAUUUAAGUACUUCUCACUAUACGUAUUGUAAGGUCUUAAAUUAUACAUAAAUUAUAUUUUGUAACACAAGAUUGCAUUCUUCCCAUUUUCUGAGUACUGAUUUGCAAUCUAAGAAACAUGAGUAAACCACUGGCCAUUAGACUCAGAAAAGAAAAUAUGCAGAGGGUUUUUUUCUUCUAAAACAUACUGAAAGAAACAAUGCACUUUUCAUGUACUCUGGGAAGUGCAAUUUAAAGAAACUGUUAUUCUAGUUCUAUUGUAGAUACAAGCACAAAUUUGCCUACACAUACUUAUUGUCUAUGAUAGAAAAGACAGGUUUAUAAUUAUGGUGACUAAUAUUCUGAGAGUAGAUACUAAUUAUCUUAGCAUGAGGUAUCUUGCUAUAUAACUAAUAGCAAUUCUCAGAUGCAGAUAGAAUAUGCAAACACUGUAUUUCUUUGCUGGUAAAAGUAUGGUUUUUACUGGUAUAGCAUUUUCUUGCUAUAAGAGUCAUUUGUUGGCUUUGUAAACAACAGAAUUGUGCUAACAAACCCAUGAGUGCACAUCUGGCCUAAAACUUUACAAAUCACACCUUAGUUGUUUUUAAGAUAAUAUCCAGAACUAUCAUGGUUAUAAGCUAUGGACAUGAGAAAAGUGGCGAUUACUAAAUAGCAGAGUAUUAAUAUAUAUAUUUGAGAGAGUAAAUACUUUGAAGGAUAUUUCAGUGUGAAGUGUAAUUUGGUUUAUUGUAUUUCAGUUUUAAAGACUAAUGGAAGAUUUUAAUUGUAAGAUGUAUAACCUGUGCUUGAAAAUGUUUUGAAGUCAUAGAAUAUUUAUUUUGUGAUAAAAUGCUUUGUCUAAAAAAAUCAAUAAAAAAGCAAUUUAUGAAAUACUGGUUAGAAGAGCAGAUAUGUAAUUGUGUAUGAUUAUAUUUAAUAAUUUUGCACGAAAUGCACAAUUUUCUCCUAUUCAUUACAUGGUAACUAGCUCUGUAUGACUUACACUAUCUAUAAGCUUCUACUUGAAAAUGUCUUUUUCCUGCUAAUUUGUUGAGAGAGAAACUAUUACUUUUUUAUCAUGCUAAAAGGAAAAAUUGUAAAAAAGGGAUUUCAUCAGGAUAAACAAAUGUGACAGAUGUCAACUACAAAGACUUGAGAAACUUCUUAAAAAAAUUAAAAAAAAAAAUUAAAAAAGGAAAAAGAAGAAAGAAAGAAAAAAAGAAAGAAAGUCUGCCUGGAACUGUUGUAGCUGAAUUUCCAGCAAUGUGUAUUAGCAUUAUAAAGUGUAACUCCAUCUAUUUGUUGCAAGCUUUAUUUUGUAUUUUUCCUUGUUGUAAAUAAAAUUGUCACUCUAUUAAAGCCA